Messenger RNA from Erythranthe guttata (spotted monkey flower), 2075 nucleotides. Its product is annotated as WEB family protein At2g38370. Gene Ontology annotation, cellular component: cytosol. The record is from RefSeq and is a predicted model, not a curated record. Lineage: Eukaryota; Viridiplantae; Streptophyta; Magnoliopsida; Lamiales; Phrymaceae. Gene Ontology annotation, biological process: chloroplast accumulation movement; chloroplast avoidance movement.
UAGGACAAGACAUUAUCAUCACCAAACCCAAUAUAACGUUACUCUCUCCUCUCCUUUCCUCAGUUGGCCGUACUCUCCCACAACUGUACUUCAGUCUUCUCUCCACUCCACACACACACACACACACACUACAAACUCUACAAGACGAUAUCAAAUCUGGUCUUGCUCAAGACAAAGAAGAUUAUAUUCUCAGUUUUUUUAAGGAUAAAUUUCUUGUUAGUUUCCUCUUGUCUUCUGCAAUGGCUACCCUAAGUUCCGAAAUUCUCGAACCCCCUCACCCGGUUGAUUCGGCGAGGUCAGAAAUCGACACCUCCGCUCCUUUCGAGUCGGUUAAGGAGGCGGCGAACCGCUUUGGUGGAAUGGGUUUCUGGAAACCCGUUUCUCAUAAGCCUUCUUCUCAAUCUGAGCAUGAAGGAGAAGUAGUGAUUGAUGUUUUCACAUUAGAGGAACACGCUUCACAAUUGGAAAGAGAUCUCAUCGCUAAAGAAAGGGAAACACUCGACGUUCUGAAAGAACUCGAGACCACCAAAAAUUUCGUCGAAGAACUGAAAUUGAAGCUACAGCAAGAAUCUUCCGAAAUCAAUGCAGCAAUCAAAGAAACUUCACUAAUUACCAACAAUGGUGGUGGUGUAGACCUUUGCCCCUCAGCAGCUCCUGGUUUUAUCCUACUCGAGCUUAAGCAGGCUAAAUUGAACUUGACGAGAACCACAAACGACCUUGCCGAUAUUCGAGCCACAGUCGAUGUGUACAACAAGAGAAUCGAGAAGGAGAGACUGUCUCUCGAGAAGACACGUCAGAGGUUGUCUUCAAACACUUUGAAGAUUUCUUGUCUCGAAGAGGAGCUAAAUCAGGCAAGACACAAGCUCGAGGAGGUGAAAGACACAGCCGAAGUAGUAGUCCACGAUAGUUCUCGUGAUUCUUUCAACAUUACGAAGGAGCUAGAAAAACUAAGCUCGGAGACUGAACAAUUCAAGAAAGUCGGCGAGGCUGCAAGAUCGGAAGUCUUAAGAGCAAUGUCGGAAAUCGAAGAAACAAAGACUAAGAUUAGGACAGCUGAGAUUAGGUUGAUUGCUGCCAAGAAAAUGAAGGAAGCUGCACGAGCCUCUGAGGCAGUGGCGUUUGCGGAAAUAAAAGCCCUCUCAAACACCGGAAAGAAGCAAAAAUCACCCGAAGAUGUAGUAACUCUUUCCUUCGAGGAGUACUCUUCGUUAGUUUGUAAAGCUCGAGGGGCAGAGCAGGAAUGUAAGGCUAAAGUUGUGGAUGCGAUGCUACAAAUCGACGAAGCAAAUGUGUCGAAGAGUGAGAUACUGAAGAGUGUGGAAGAAGCAACGGAGGAGGUGAAGAUGAGCAAGAGGGCCUUGGAGGAAGCACUGAGCAGAGUGGAAAUAGCAAACACGGGUAAACUGGCUGUCGAGGAGGCUCUUCGAGUGUGGAGAUCCGAGCACGGGCAUAAACGAAGAUCCGUGCAGAACACGACUAAAUUCAAGAACUCGUCUCGUAUGCUUGACGUGAAUGGUUUGAAUCUUGCUGCUGGAGGUGAUGGGGUGAAGCCGGUUCUGAAAUCGACUCUGUCGAUCGGGCAAAUAUUGAGUAGGAAAUUGCUGCUGACGGAGGAGUACGAGAAUGGGGUGACGAAAACGGAGAAAACUAUUGGGAAACGAAAGGUUUCGUUGGGUCAAAUGCUGAGCAAACCUUCAAGCGGCGGUGAAAUACAUUCAAAUUCUUGUGCUAAGAAAUCUGGGAAAGAGAAUAACAGUGAAGUAGUUAUGCCUGUGAAGAGAAAGAAGUUUGGUUUUGGUAAGAUAUCUCUACUUGUGGCAAAACAGAGCAAGAAGAAGAACAAGAAGAAUUUAGCCUCAAAGUUGACAUGAAUCAUUCUCAACUAGUGUUUGUUUGUUUGUCUUGUGAUUUAGUUGUUUGAUUGAACUGACUUUUGUGUAUUUAGUUUGCAUAUUUGUUUGUUGUCUUAGAUAAGUGGGGUUUGUCUUAGGUUUGUUGGGAAAGACAAUGAAAAUGUAAUGUGUGUAUGCAUGGUUAUCAAAUCGUAAAUCGAAUCGAAAAUCGUUUUGUCAAAA